AUGCAUUGUGGCAUUACAAGGUUGAAAGAACAUGUCGGUCAUGUCAUAGGACAAGUUGAACCUUGUCCAAGGGCCUCAAGUGAAGUUAGAGAUUUAAUGAAAAUGCAUCUAAAGGUUGGUAAGAUUCAAAGAGCUGCAAUAAAACAGAAAAAAGAAGAAAUAUUGAAUUCUCUCCAACAAGAAAAUAUGUAUGGUAAUUUCAACAUGGUUGGCGACGAGGAGGACGAAGUCUUUUUUGAAAUUGAUGAAGAAAGUCAGAUGGCGUUGGAAAAAAAACAGAUGAAGCAAGCAAUUAGAGAGAGCCAAUACUUGCAAUUUUUAGACGAACAACGAAGGCAUUCGGUAUCUGGGAGUCGACCUUCUAUGUUUAUGUCAGGAAAUAUGGGUGUUGGCACUUCAAUACCAACGACUUCUGAAAACAAAAGAGGAUUGUCAUGUAAUUUCAGUGUCAGACAAGCAGAUGAAAUGACAAGCAGAGGAAUUGACUCACAUAUGUUUCCUUCGAAACAAAAAUCAUUCAAGUCAAUGUUUGCGACGGAAAAUAUAAAAAGAGUUGGUAAAGCAGUUUCAAAGUUUUUUCAUUUCAAUGCUAUACCAUUUCAUGCAGCUGACAAUCCUUAUUAUCAAUCGAUGAUUGAUGAAAUUGCCAAAGCUGGUUCUGGUAUUAAAGGCCCUUCAGCUUAUCAAAUUGGAAAUGAAUAUUUAGAUGAAGAAUUUGAAGAGCUUGAGAAAUAUCUUGGAGAUAUUUAUGAUAAAUUUUCAACUUUUGGUUGUACACUUAUGUGUGAUGGGUGGAGCACUCGUACAAAACAUCCAAUAAUAAAUUUUAUGGUAUACUGUGAUAGGCACAUGAUAUACCAUAGUUCAGUUGAUUGUACCAAUGUCAAGAAAACUGAUGAAUAUAUUUUCAAGUUAAUGGAUGAGGUAGUAGAGGUUGUGGGAGAAAAAAAUGUUGUGCAAGUUGUGACAGAUAGUGAAUCUAGUAUGAAAGCAGCUGGACAACUGUUGAUGAAAAAAAGAAAAAAUCUUUUCUGGUCACCUUGCGCUGCGCAUUGUAUAGAUUUGAUGUUGGAGGAUAUUGGCAAAAUAGAUAAUGUAAAAGAAACUAUUGCUCAGGGGAAGAAGAUAACAAGUUUCAUACAUAACAGUGACAAAGUAGUGAAUCUGAUGAAUACAUAUACAAAAAAAAGGGAACUGCUACGUCCAGGUAUCACUAGAUUUGCAACUGAAUUCAUUUCUGUGGAAAGUCUUCCUCGGCAUUCUACAGAACUGAAAAGAAUGUGCACCUCAAAUGAAUGGGCAGAAUUUAAUAACACUACCAAGAGAAAAGCAGAAGCUAUUAAAGUAGCUGAGUUGAUAUUGUCAGAGAAGUUUUGA
Messenger RNA from Coffea eugenioides, 1377 nucleotides. RefSeq lists its product as uncharacterized. The transcript has 2 exons. The record is from RefSeq and is a predicted model, not a curated record. Lineage: Eukaryota; Viridiplantae; Streptophyta; Magnoliopsida; Gentianales; Rubiaceae. Bases 1 to 1377 code for a protein of 458 amino acids.